AUGAUAAAAAUUGAAUUUCGAGGGGGAUUUCAAGUUUCCAUUGGCAUCGAGGGCACACUGAUCUGUCAUGAUGCUCAGAAUGUGGUUGUGCACAGGCCAGCGGGGGGCAAAUUAUUCUGCAAUAUGUAUACAUACACGGCCGUCGAUUACCGUAUGAUGGCCAUGUUUAUACGGUUGCUAACGGUAUACGGGAUGUCCGUAUACCGUCCGUCUCUGGGCAAGUUAUUUCGCCAGACAGAACGGGCACGGUACCCGUAUGAUGGCACCCGUAUAACCGUACUAUACGGUGAUGAAGCUGGUUCUCGUGAACAGAGGAAUAGAAGGGGGGAAGGACAAUGUACCAAAAUUGCUGCAUUUGUUCAGGUGGAGCGUCUCGUAUGUGAUAAUACGAAUCCACAACGGGAGCAAAUAUUGGGCUGGCAUUUUUCCGACCUGGUAGAGAUCGGGGCAAAGGACUGGGGUGGCCACUGGGAUACGAAAUUUAAAUAG
Messenger RNA from Desarmillaria tabescens, 489 nucleotides. RefSeq lists its product as uncharacterized. The coding region runs from base 1 to 489 and encodes 162 amino acids. The transcript has 5 exons. NCBI's taxonomy places the organism in Eukaryota, Fungi, Basidiomycota, Agaricomycetes, Agaricales, Physalacriaceae. The record is from RefSeq and is a predicted model, not a curated record.